Molecule: messenger RNA, 1984 nt
Organism: Tilletiaria anomala UBC 951
Lineage: Eukaryota; Fungi; Basidiomycota; Exobasidiomycetes; Georgefischeriales; Tilletiariaceae
Product: FAD dependent oxidoreductase
Exons: 3
Coding region: 130-1872 (580 amino acids)
Molecular function (GO): sarcosine oxidase activity; flavin adenine dinucleotide binding; proline dehydrogenase activity
Source: RefSeq, a predicted model, not a curated record
ACGUUUCAUAAAGUUGCCCUUGAAGCGAGUAAAGGGAUGAGCUCCAUCCCCUCUACACAUAGAAUAUAGAGCGGUCCGAGCGCCACGGGCGACUGCAAAGCGCUGUGGAGGUAUACUGGAAGCUACAACAUGCCACGCGCGAUCAUCGUCGGCGCAGGCGCCUACGGUGCAUCGCUAGCUUACACGCUCAUUAAAAGUGCAGACGACUGGAACAUUCUCCUGCUCGACCGUGCGCCGUGUUCGCCGAGCGUCAGCUCUGCAAGCAAAGCAAACAGCCCCGAUGUCCAGGACGCAGCGGAAAAGAGCUGCCUUGCGCCUGACGCCGCGUCCUUUGAUAUCAAUAAAAUCAUCCGUUCGGACUACACCGAUAAGAACUACCGCGACUUAGGCAAGGAAGCAAUUCGCUUAUGGCGCGACGAGCAAGGUAUCUGGAAGCGCUUCUAUCACGAAACUGGCGUCAUCUUCCACAGCGGUCGUGGCAGCGAUACCCUUUGUCAUGGACCGGGUAAGGGAGGAGCUACCGAGAAAGACAGAGCGUAUGUCCAGCUCGGAAUUCGUGGAGCUCACGAAGCUGAGGAGAAUGUAUCGGACUCGGAGAAGCUACCCGCAAAAGCCUUCCAUCUUCAGACCCCUGAAGAGGCAUUAUCAGUAUUCCCAGAGUUGUGCAGGUCAAAUAUCGGCGAAGGCUUAAGCUCCAUCGGCUCGCCAUUGGCGCCGACAGCAGCUUCUGAUGGCGGCCCUCGAUGGAAGCAAGACGCCUACAUCAACCCUCGAGGUGGUUGGGCAGAAGCUGCUGCAGCGACCCAAUACACUUUGGCCCAGGCCAUCUGCGAAGGAAAUUCCAAGGGAGCGAGGGAACGCAUUAAGGUCGUUGGCGAUGCCCAGAUCUCUGAGCUGGUUGUAGCAUCAGACACUUCCUCUUCUCUCUCUACGAGAACGCGGGUGAUUGGGGUCCAGACUACCAAAGGCGAUCGUUUCGUGCUGAACGACGCUGAGAUCAACGACGGUCAGAGCACGGUAGUGCUGUGCACGGGAAGCUGGACGCGGGAUUUGCUCGAAGGCUUGCUCCCGGAUCGAAGCGAAGCGUCAUCAAUCUCAAAGUGGCCGAUGGCACCAUCUGCACAGUGUGUCAUCACCAUCCAGCUGCCAAAAGAGAUUGCGGGGAAGUACAAGGGAUGCCCUGUCCUGCUUAACUUCAACACCGGCUUUUACGUCUUUGAACCAAAUCACGAAGGCAUUAUGAAAGCCGCCAUCCACAGCAUCGGUUACCAACAUCCUCGUCCCGCCAACAAUACUGUCUCAAACACGUCAGCACCAAUCCUGCAACCAGCCUUCACUGCGGGCGAGCAGCCAUCACAGUCUCACCCAGACCUCCGAAUGAACGGCAACGCCGCCCCGUCGAACUUGGCAGCCGCUGGUCUGGACGCUGUCGCGGAAGAAUAUAUUCCUGCCACCAAGCUGACCGAGAUGCUGGAUGAGCUAGCAGAAGUCUAUCCCGAGGUCGCGGCGUACGCGAGGGAUGCGAUCGUCACUCAGAGCAAGGACAAAAGCACCAGCACAAAGAUCGUCAAGACGCGCGUGUGCCAUUACAGUGAUACGGCCGACGAGAAUUGGCUGAUCGAUCACGUACCCGGAACGGACGGGCUGAUUGUCGCGAGCGGCGAUUCGGGUCACGGAUUCAAGUUCCUUCCCAUGAUUGGCCGCUUAAUUGCAGCACGCAUGGGUGUCAGCUCGCCCGCCAUUCCGCCUUUGAGCGAGCACCAAGCAAAAGUCUUUUCCUUCGAGCAUCACUUCAGUCUCACGUCGCUUACGGACGUGGCCAAGACGGAUUCCAACCGCUUCAAGCCGGCAUCGCAGACCGUGGCGCGAUAGCGUUCGGUUUUGGCACACUCCUUCCAGCGCCCUUUCGAUAGGACCUAACCAAGGCCGAUGACGUAUACUAUUAAAACGGUGCUGUUAUUAUAGAACUAGAUUUCAUGCUUGU